Messenger RNA from Exophiala bonariae, 1713 nucleotides. RefSeq lists its product as uncharacterized. The record is from RefSeq and is a predicted model, not a curated record. The coding region runs from base 1 to 1713 and encodes 570 amino acids. Gene Ontology annotation, cellular component: plasma membrane. Gene Ontology annotation, biological process: transmembrane transport. Lineage: Eukaryota; Fungi; Ascomycota; Eurotiomycetes; Chaetothyriales; Herpotrichiellaceae. Gene Ontology annotation, molecular function: transmembrane transporter activity. The transcript has 3 exons.
AUGGCUACUGAAACCAUAUCCAUUGAGAAAAAUCAAUCACGGGUGGACGAAAUCGCCCUUUCAAUCUCUCCAGCCUCCAUCACAGCCGGAAGCGAAGCUAAUGCUAUGGAGGCUUUCAAGCCCAAUUACCGAUUCUGGCUUGUGUUUCUUGCUUUCGCUGUUCUCACAUUGAUGGUUGCCAUCGACUCGACCUCGCUAUCCGUGGCACUCUCUAUCAUUGCCCAAAAGCUCCACGGCACGGCCAUCGAAGCCUUCUGGGCAGGCACAUCCUUCCUGUUGGCCAGUACUGUAUUCCAACCGAGCUUUGCUUCUUUCAGUCACAUCUUUGGACGCCGACCCUUAGUGUAUACUUCGUUAAUUCUUUUCCUACUUGGCACCCUCAUCGGUGCCACUGCCAAGGACUUCACGCUCCUUCUGGUCGGGAGAUCAGUGCAAGGUGUAGGAGGCGGAGGUAUAGUCUCCUUGACAGAUAUCAUCAUUACCGACCUCGUUCCUCUGCGUCUUAGGGGUAACUAUGUUGGAAUCAUCUCAAGUCAAUGGGCCAUCGGCUCCGUAAUGGGACCUGUGAUCGGGGGCGCUUUCGCUCAAAAAGGGUUUUGGCGAGGUAUCUUUUACCUGAAUCUCCCUUUCAUAAUAGUAGGCUGGGUCAUGGUCUUUCUGUUCUUAGAACUCAACAUCAUCUCCUCACCACUGGCCUCAAAACUUCGUCGGGUCGACUUCAUCGGCACUCUCCUCUUUGUGGGUGGCACAACAUCCUUCCUUCUCGGCCUUUCUUGGGGUGGUGUCUUACACCCUUGGACUUCCGCACAAACGCUUGUUCCAAUCUUCGCCGGAGUGGCUUCAAUCAUGUCGUUCGUCAUCUAUGAAGCAAAGCUUGCCAGAGAGCCACUCAUCCCAUUAUCUCUAUUUGAUACCACAACGGCCAAUGUUGCAUACCUCAUCGAUGCCUUGCACGGCUGUAUACUCUGGUGCUUACUCUACUAUCUACCCCUCUACUUUGAGGCCGUUCAGGGAUACCGCCCCAUCAUUGCAGGUGUGGCACUCUUCCCAGAAACCUUCACGGUUGCGCCACUCGCCAUCAUCACAGGCUGUUUGGUUAGCAAAACAGGGAAAUACCGGUGGGCAAUUCUAUCUGGAUUCGCCUUGACAACAGUUGGAGUCUUCCUCAACUUGCGUCUCGAUAUCAACACCAGCAUACCUGCAUGGAUAUUCCUGACCACGGUCUCUGGUAUAGGACUGGGCAUGCUAUUCGGCAGCAUGGAAUUUGCAGUCCAAGCCGCCAGUUCUGACGAGGACCAAGCAUUUGCCGUUGCCACCUUCUCUUUUUUCCGCACCUUCGGCCAAGCAAUAGGUGUGGCGGUGGGAGGAGUGGUAUUCCAGAAUCAAAUGAUGAAGAACCUGCGAGGAAGCAAAUAUUUUGCCGCAGACGCUCGCGAGCUAGCCAAAGAUGCAGCAGCCUUGGUCCAGUUGAUCAAAGACACUGCCGACACCGAGCAAAAGCUGGAACUACGUCUGGCGUAUAUGAGAUCCUUGAGGACGAUUUUCAUCGUGCUGGGUGCCAUUUCCUUCAUAUCCUUCUUGCUGUCCUUCUUCAUCAGAGAUUAUGAUAUGGAUCGUGCUCUCACGGGCCACCAAGGCUUCAAAGAGAAGCUGAGCCCUCAAGAUGAGGAACAAACAAUCAUGGUGGCGAACGAGCAAAUACCAAAUAUCUAG